ACGGUGCGUCUGAUCACGUGCACGUGACGCUGCGCGAGAAGCUGGUCGUUUUUAUUUUGUCAGCGCCGCCAUUAAAUCCGCAUCCAAAUCAACAUUCAGAGAUUAGAAACAGUAUUCAUCGACAUAAAAACGCCGUUCAAAGACUGAUAUAAAGCCUGGAGAUUAAACGACACAAUGGAGGUCGAAUAACAACGAUAAAGACAGACUGAGGUGAUUUAAGUCUCUUUCAUGAGGAGCUGCGCGCGGAGCGAUAUUGCUGUCUCCGUGUCAAUGUGUGAGCCUGAUGUAAGUGUGUGUUGUUGAGUGUGUGUGUGUGUGAGUGUGUGUGCUGGUCCAUCAUGACAGAGCUGUGUGUGAAGUGGUCGUGUGAGUACUGCACGUAUGAAAACUGGCCGACUGCUAUUAAGUGCACCAUGUGCCGAGCGCAGCGGCCCAGCGGAACCAUCAUAACAGAGGAACUGUUCCCGAGCGGCGCCGGACACCGGUGUGACCCCGUGUGCAACGACAGCCUGCUCAUCUGCCCUGAUUCCAGCGCCCGGCCCCGCGUCCGCCCGGCCGAGUCCUCCGAGCACAGUGGCAAAUGGUCGUGUCAGGUGUGCACUUACCUGAACUGGCCCAGAGCGAUCCGCUGCACCCAGUGCCGCAGUGUCCGGCAGCGCAUCUACAGCCCCACAGAAACCCCGCAGACGUCCGGAACCGGCCCUCCAGCGGAUCCGUGUGAGGAAUACAACGACCGGAACCGACUCCACACACGAGCGCAGUGCUGGACCUGCUCGGUCUGCUCAUAUGAGAACUGGCCCAAAUCCUCUCGCUGCGUGGUGUGUGACCACCCUAGACCCAACGACGCCUUCCAGCCGCGCGAGCCUGACGAGCCCUCAUCCGUGAUUAACGAGCGGGACCGCGGCCGAGCACGGGGCGUGUGCAGCGGGGCGCAGCGGCUCUCACCUGCCUCCUCUAAACGUGAGGCGGAGCUGCAGAUCGAGCUGGCCGCUGGAGCUCAGAGCGGAAACGAGGAGAUCGAGGUGGACUUCAAGAAGCUCAAACAGAUCAAGAACCGCAUGAGGAAGACAGACUGGCUGUUUCUCAACGCCUGCGCUGGUGUAGUCGAAGGCGAUCUGUCUGUGGUGGAGGCCUACAAGUCCUCAGGAGGAGACAUCGCGCAUAUUGAAGAUCUGCCUCCUGCCGUUCAGGAGAAGCUCUUUGAUGAAAUCCUCGACCGCGAUGUUCAGAAGGAACUGGAGGAGGAGUCUGCAGUCAUUAACUGGUCUCUGGAGCUGGGCACACGUCUGGACAGCCGUCUGUACGCUCUGUGGAACCGCACCGCUGGAGACUGUCUGCUGGACUCCGUUCUACAGGCCACAUGGGGCAUCUAUGAUAAAGACUCUGUGCUGAGAAAAGCUCUCCAUGACUGUUUACACGACUGCUCUCACUGGUUCUACUCACGCUGGAAGGAGUGGGAAUCGUGGUAUUCUCAGAGUUUUGGGCUUCAUUUCUCUCUGAGAGAAGAACAGUGGCAGGAGGACUGGGCCUUCAUCCUCAACCUCGCCAGUCAGCCCGGGGCGAGUUUGGAGCAGACUCAUAUAUUUGUUCUUGCUCAUAUCCUGCGGCGGCCCAUCAUCGUUUACGGAGUGAAGUAUUACAAGAGUUUUCGUGGGGAAACUUUAGGCUACACUCGAUUUCAAGGUGUUUACCUGCCGUUGCUAUGGGAACAGAGCUUCUGCUGGAAAAGUCCCAUCGCUCUCGGUUACACGAGAGGUCACUUCUCUGCUCUGGUUGGCAUGGAAACCGACGGCUACGAUAAUCGCGGCGCAGGCGCCAACCUCAACACUGACGAUGACAUCACCGUGACCUUCCUGCCGCUGGUGGACAGUGAGAGGAAGCUACUGCAGAUCCACUUCCUGUUCUACUCACGCUGGAAGGAGUGGGAAUCGUGGUAUUCUCAGAGUUUUGGGCUUCAUUUCUCUCUGAGAGAAGAACAGUGGCAGGAGGACUGGGCCUUCAUCCUCAGCCUUGCCAGUCAGCCCGGGGCGAGUUUGGAGCAGACUCAUAUAUUUGUUCUUGCUCAUAUCCUGCGGCGGCCCAUCAUCGUUUACGGAGUGAAGUAUUACAAGAGUUUUCGUGGGGAAACUUUAGGCUACACUCGAUUUCAAGGUGUUUACCUGCCGUUGCUAUGGGAACAGAGCUUCUGCUGGAAAAGUCCCAUCGCUCUCGGUUACACGAGAGGUCACUUCUCUGCUCUGGUUGGCAUGGAAACCGACGGCUACGAUAAUCGCGGCGCAGGUGCCAACCUCAACACUGACGAUGACAUCACCGUGACCUUCCUGCCGCUGGUGGACAGUGAGAGGAAGCUACUGCAGAUCCACUUCCUGUCAGCACAAGAGAUGGGCAGCGAGGAGCAGCAGGAGCGUCUGCUCAGGGAUUGGCUGGACUGCUGCGUGACAGACGGCGGGAUGCUAGCGGCGCUUCAGAAGAGCAGCAGACGCAGACAUCACCCGCUCAUCACGCAGAUGCUGGAGAAGUGGCUGGAUGGGUACCGGCAGAUGCACCCGUGUCCCACGCUCUCCGACGGCGAGGAUGAGGAGGACGACGAAGACGAGUGACCCCCUGAAACCAUUUCAGCACUGUUCCACACACGCCCUCUUUCCCAGAAUGCAAUGCGACCACCCCCAACAACAGCGAGGGCUGAAAAUCUUUGUUUAGUCGAAUUAAUUUUGUUUUUUUGAAUUUCUCUCCAGCAAAACUGUACGUUUGUAUCCACCGUAUGUAAUCGUGCUGCAUGUGGCUCUUUAAACAUGGAAUGAUGAGAAUAAAAGUGUAUUAAACGAGCACUUCCACAAAGCACAUGUUCUUUAGAGGAUUUGAAUCUGAUCGCAGGAAUCAGAGUUUAUGAUUUAACUCGCACUAAACGAUUCAGUAUGAAGACGUGCACAUUUCUCACCUGUGUUUGUGUUUCCUUCUGUUCUUUCUCUCGCUCUGUUGUUGAUUUGAUUGUAUUUAUUUAUGUCUUUCCUCUCUCUCUCUCUCUCUGGAUACCGAGCCUCGUGUUAACAGACAGCAGACUCGUACUGUGAGGAGAGUCAUGAAGAGUUUACUGACAUGUUGAACCUGUGAUCCUGUACCUCAUUUGUGAUGUCAGGUGAUUCUGAACAAGAGGAGAGUGAAUCACACGGCUUGAACAUUAAACUAGAAACACAUCUGCUCUCUCA
Sinocyclocheilus anshuiensis is the source of this 3206-nucleotide messenger RNA. Its product is annotated as ubiquitin thioesterase ZRANB1-like. Gene Ontology annotation, molecular function: cysteine-type deubiquitinase activity; K63-linked polyubiquitin modification-dependent protein binding. The transcript is spliced from 12 exons. The record is from RefSeq and is a predicted model, not a curated record. Lineage: Eukaryota; Metazoa; Chordata; Actinopteri; Cypriniformes; Cyprinidae. Gene Ontology annotation, biological process: protein K33-linked deubiquitination; protein deubiquitination involved in ubiquitin-dependent protein catabolic process; cell migration. Gene Ontology annotation, cellular component: cytoplasm; nucleus. The coding region runs from base 339 to 2600 and encodes 753 amino acids.